CGCCGAUCGUCCGUUCAGUUUCUCUCUUUCUAAUCCGCAUGCACAACGCGCACCGCUGCCGCGCACACGCACGCACGUACUCCUGCAAAACGCGCACAAGGCAUAACAACCCACCAGAAAACACAGAACAAACACUACUCGCACUCACACAGUCACACACUGUACAGUAUUCACACACACCACCCGAGAAGCAGUGUAUUUUUAUUUUUAUUAUUUACAUUUUGUGUACAAAAAUAAUGUUAGUCUGAUUGAUACUAUUAUACGUCUUGUAAAAGGUUAAAUGCAUUGAUCGUGCCGAUAUUGUGCGUUAAGUUUUUAAAUGUGUUUGUGAAUUUUGGUAAGUAUGGCGCGUAUUUAAUAUCAAUUUAUAAUCAUAUUAUAUCAACUUGGUUGGCCGACCGCGGCGGAUUGCGCGUACGACCCAUCGUGACGACGGCGUCCGUAGCUCGACGGACGUCGGUGAUGUACAUAAUAUCCAUCCGCCGAGAAUGGCGUCGUCGCCACAGCCACCGUAUUUCCGGCGUGCUUAACGACAGAACACCUCCUAAUACAUGUCACGUUGUCGCGUGAUACGAUACGAUCACUUUGUUUUUGUAAAUCGAAAAUUCGAAUUCGCGCUUUGUCGAUGUCCGUUCGUCCCUGAAUCCUUGAAUUCCGUAAAUUAUCGCGCCAAACCGUGGCACAUAUGCUCCCUUAGCGCGCGCAUCUCCCCCUCUUCCGCCGCCGCCGCCGCCGCCGCCGAUGCCGCCGGUAGAUAUUCCACACGUAAAUAUAUGAUAUAAUACUUUUGGGACGUGUGUGGUAUACGCGCAACAAGGGUUCUCCAGUAUUGGUUUUCGCAUUGUUCUCAUUGUCUGAAAAAGACAUUUAUUUUCUUGAGCUGUAGGUAGGUAUAUGAUGUGUGUUUUUUUUUUUCGUGUAUCAGCCACCAUCACCUAAAUCUGUUGUGUCGUGUGUGUGUUGUUCAUAAGAUACCCGAUAUAGUCUUUCUAAUAUACUUGUUUUCAUUGUGAAACUAUCGCUUAGAAUGCCUAACUGUAUUUACUGUUAGAUGCGUUUUUGGUUUUUCUUUUAGGCCUCAAACAACAAUUGCAUUCGAGUGCUUUAUUUUGUUUUGUAAUUUCAGAUUUCCCUGUAAAUACCGUUGUACAUAGGGGAUAGGUGGCAUAAAAUCACUGUCCAAUAAUAAUAUCUACAUUAAAAUGAGUGGCGCUAAAGGUGUUGUGAAAAACAACGCCAAGACGUCAGGCAAAAACAGCAGCCCUAACACAUCUACACAAAAUGCAGAAUCAAAAGAUGUUGCUCAAAACAAAACUCAUGAUAAAGAAAAAUUACAGGUAAAUUUAAUGUGUUAAUUUAGGUAUCUAUUUAUUUGAUGUUUGUAGCGUAUGUUUUUAUAUUAUAUUUAUCUAGGUAGUUAAGCCUAAUAUAUUCAUUAUCUAUUUUACAAAUAAGGUGUUUAUAUGGGGGCUUGGCUAAAUUUAAGUUUGGAUGAGGUAGUUUAGUAUCUUUAGAAAUUAUUAUUAUGUAGACAUCUUGAGCAAAUUUGAAUUCAUUUUUCAUUUUAAAAAUCUUUAAUUUUUUAUUCUACAGAGGAAUUUAAUAGGUUAUUGCUAGAUUAUUAACUUAUUACUCAGGGUUUGGUUUUGAAAUGUUCUAAAUAAUAAUAAUAAUGAAAAAAAAUUGAACUAAAAAGCACUUGGCAAAAAAAAAAAAUAAUAACUACUGAUAAACAGUCAAUGACUGCGGAUUGAUAUUCAAUUUAAUUAUGAAUAAUAGAUACCAAUAUUAAAAUAUAACUACACGUGUGUAUUUUCUACUCAUUACCAGUUAUUUUAAAUAUAUUAUUAACGACAUAAUUUAUACGGCAAAUAUUUUCAAAAUUAUUGUUAUAAAUUGAUAAUUUAAUGUAUAAUAUCAAAUUAAGGUGAAACAAGGUAAAUAUGUAUUAUCUAUUAACAAGGAAAUGAAAUGAAAAACAUUUUGUUACAAGGAUUGUCUUUCUAUUAGUUACAAAAAAAAAAAAAUAAUAAUAAUAAUAAAGUUAAAGGACUAGUCUUCAAAUAUAAACUCUAGUUUUUAUCUAUAAUAAAAUGAUAACACUGAAAAGUAUUUUUAAGCAUUUAUAUUAUUCUUUAAUGAAAAAUCAUUUUAAAACAAUAUUUAAAUGUAGCAAUUUGUUUAGCUUAAUAUCUUAAACUAAACAAACUUCUAGAUAAAAUAUUUUAUCUGGUUGUUUAUAGUAGUUGAUUAUAUCUUUACUUGGUAUUAACUAAGUAAUUACACAUAAUUACUAAAGUACCCUUAAUUUCUUCAUUUUUUUUUUAAAGAAAUUAUAAAUUUAAUAGAUGAAAUUUAUGACAUAUAAUUGACCUAUUUUUCAUUAUUAUUUUGUGUUAUUACUUGAAUAGGUAUUUAAUAUUAUUUAUAAUGGUAAAAUGGGGAAUAAAUGUAGUAUUUUAACUUUAAAUUUGUUGUUAAUUUUAUUUCUAACUCUAGAUAAUAAUAUUAGUAUAAUUCUCUCUAGAUGUAUUAUUAUAUUAUGUAUGUACAUAUGUAAAUUAAAAUAACAUUAAAACCUAGGUAUAAUUAGAUUCAAUUCAUAUUAAUAUUAAAUCUACUCAUUUUUUACUUAAUAUAUUUGUAAAUAGUAGGUUUCUACAUAAAUGAUUCUAAAUAUUAUCUUAAAAAUAAAUAUGCCUACUAUUAUGUACAUUUAAAUAUAGAUGCUGAGUGUUUAUAAAGUUUUUAAAAUAUUCUAGUGUGUUUCAAAAACUCUUUGUUAGAGUUAACUUGAGUAGGGUUUACUCUUAGUAGCCUAAAAUGAACUGUACAUCUUGCGUGACUUCAAAUCGGAUUACUCCAAAUGAAUGAUGGUCAAUAUAUUCAACUGCGUCUUAUUGAUAAAUAAUAACAUUAUAUACCUAUUGCAUUUUUUUUUUAAUAUAAUAUUAUACGGGUUAUUAAUUUUUAUUUAUCAAAAAUAUUGAAAACUAGACUGUAAAAGUUAAGAAUUAUUUAUAAGCUUAGAUUCAAUGGAGAAAUAAAAUAAUUAUGAAGGUUGUAAUCGUAGAUUACGUUCUUGUGUUAUCAUGAACUACUCAUAGUUAAUUAGAGUUGAGUAUCUGAGCAUAGAAGUUAUGAUAUUUGCAUAUUUUUUUUGAUGAAUUCUAAAAUACUCAACUUUUCAUAAAAUUCACUGCAUAGGCAUCAAUAGCCAAAAAAACUUAUGUAAACUUAGUACUUGUUAAGGAUUUCAAAUAAGGAGGAGUUAAACUAUUUAAUCGCCCCCAGCCUAAAAUAGUAUUGUUUUGUAAGGUUAUAAAUUACCUCAGUAAGUGAUAAAAAUCUCGAUAGUACUGAAUUGGUUGGCCAAAUUUGUCUAAUAUUGUUUUGCAGUAGUGUUGGGUAUUGACCUAGUAAAUUUUUUUUUAGUUUAAUACCCAGUAUUUACCCCAUACAUUAAUUUUAAAUGUAAUAUUUUGUAUAUUUUAUAUCAAAACUUCUCUUUUUAGAACUCACAUUGUAAGCUAUCUACAUAAACACUAAUCACGUUGUAUGUUAUCUAGUCGAUAAAUGUGGGUCGGACAUUGAUUGCCAUUGGCGGUGUGCUCUUGUGUCAUUGGUAUAAUUAUGUAUUUGUUAGCGGUUAAAUCCAAUUUCGGAGUAAAUUAGUUUAUACUUCACACCAGAUCUGUUUAGCCUGUAAAACGCAGAUGUGUGUGUGUGUGUGUGUGUGUGUAUGUAUGUAGUCUGCUGAUACAGAAUAUUAAGUCUACUUUAUAUCCCGUUUGUUUUUUUUUUUUUGUAACAUUUUGUUUGUUGCUUCAAUAAUAAUAAAAAAGUUAAAUGCUUCAAAAUAAUCAGAAACAGGUUUUCAGGGGUAAAAAAAAAACCCCCGAAUGGGAUGACGUAGAUUACGGUUGCAGUGUAGAUAGCAUAUGAUGUGAGUUCUAUUGAUUUUAUACUUUUUUAUAACCAUCAAAUGUUUAAUGAACAUCGUAACUAAUUUCUUAAUUUUUGUAUAAUAUUAAACACUUUUAUUUAAUCUUUUACAACUAAAUCUAACAAAAAUAAAAUGUUUCUAAACAAAUAAAAUUCAAGUUAAUAAGUUGUUAAUUAAAAUUUUAAAUAAAUUAUUAUUAUUAUUAAUUAUUUCAAUAAUUGGUAUAAAUAUUAGUUUACAGUCAAAGUUUGUUUUUCAAUUUUUUUUUUUUCAAAAUGUGUGUUUUUUUUAAUGCUUAAUAUUUUGGUGUAAUCAAAACUUUACCCUGUUACCUAUCCGACAUAGUUGUUUUGCACAACAAAUCGAGGGUUAUUUUUGAUUAAAAUUGUUUGAGUUACUGCAGCGAAAUACAGCACGUUUGAACAUUUGCAACUCUAAAUUAAACCAAGUCAAAUAGACUUAUUCUAACUUCAAUAAAUAAACUUUGUUAUCAAAUUAUCAAUUAUUAAAAAUAAUAAUAACAAAAAUAUCUAUUUUUGACCAUAUUUUGAAUUAAUUCCAAAAAUGCUAUUUUUCAAGAUUUAUGUACAAAAAUCAUAGAUGUAAGUACCUAUGAUAGUUAAGUUUUGAUUAUACCAAUGUAUUAAGCAUUUAAAAACACAUGUUUUGAAAAAUGAACUCUGGGACAGUAAACUAUAUUUUUUCCAUUUUUUUUUUUUUUUAUAUAAAUAUUACAAUUUGAUAAAUUAAUGAAAAUUUUUUUAUUUUUUUAGAAUAAACAUUUGGUCAAGAUAAAAAAAAUUAUAUUUACCUUAAUUUUAAAUGGGUAAAUAUACCCAAAAUAUUUACAUAACCUCUGAUUAAUUACUCACGAUAUAUCUGUUUAUUUAAUAUUUUAUAAUUUUUUAUCCAAUUUAAUUCAGGUUAUUGAUCAUAAUCAUUAAAUUUGUAUGUAAUAAAGCUUACAUCCUAAAAACUAAAUAAAUUAAUUGAACUCUUAAUCCCACAAUAAGCAUUAGCUUAUAAGGGUUUAAUAACUUAUGUAAAUAAUAUGUUAAAUCUAUAUAUUUUGGUUACAAUAUUAUAAUACUUGAAGUGUUCUUAAUUUGUUAAAAAUUCUAUAAGUUAUUAAACAUUAUUUAUUUUAGGGCCUAUCCAUGUAUAAUUUUAAUAAUAGAUAAGUAUUGAAAUAUUGCGGUAGGUUCCCAUGCAAGCUACCAUUAUAUUAUGAGAAUUGAACAAAAGUUAUUUAUACCAUUUGUAUUUAAUGUUAGGUACAAUAUAAAAUGGUGAUUUAAUAAUUAAUAUAAAUGACUGAGUUGUAAAUUAUUGUUUUAGCCUACUGCAGAACAAUUAAGAAUUGCUAAAAUGAUUGAUCUUAAACCUGAUGAAGAAAUAAAAGACAAAGUUAAACAGGUUAGAUAAAUAUUUGACUUAUAGAAUUUAAGUUAUUAUUAUUACAUUUAUAUCAUUAUUAGGUGAUGCUGAUUACUCAAAAGUCUGAAGAUGAAAUUGUGAUUGCCUUGCAUGACCAUGGUUUAGAUAUUGCAUUAACUAUUGAUGCACUUUUUGAAGGAACCCAGGUAUAUAAUUUGAAGUAUAGUAUAUUAUUGUUUCUUACUUUUUAAUUUUAAUGAAGAUCAAAUUUUCUUUAAGGAAUCAUGGUCAACAACAGGCAAAAAAAAGAAGAAUCGAGCUAGUAGUAUCAAUAAAAAAGAUCAAGAUGAAUUAAAGAAUGGUGAAGUAGAUGUAGUUGGUUAGUAAAUAAAUAUUAUUAAUUGAUUUUUACUAAUAUUUGUUUCACAUUUUUUAAAAAUGUUUGUAUUUUAUUUUAUUAGAAGUAGAUUGGGAUGCAAAUUCAACACCUGUAGUUAAUAAUACUAUUCAAAAUAAUAAUGCAAAUUUCAGUGAAAGACGUAGUCGUGGUCGUGGUGGUCGGGGAAGUUUUAAUAACAGGCCUCGACCAACGGAAGGUCAGCGAUUUGGAGAGUCACGUAAAUGUUGGUGUUAUUUUCUCCUAUCUUGAAUUCACUUAAUUUAUUUUAUGUCAACAGGGAGAGAUCGCGAUAACAAAGAUGGUGAAAAAAAUUUACCCGAAGAUGGUGCUAAUGGAGAAAAUCGUAAUUUCCGUUCUGAAAGCAGAGGACCACGUAGGGGUGCUAAUGGACCACGUUACAGUGGUCGUUCUAGAGGUACACGUAUGUUCCAAAAUAGUGAACGUGGAAAUUCUGGACCAAGCGGUAGUAAUAAUAGUGGAUUCAAUCAACCUAUUGAUACUUGGUUUAAUCCAACUGCCUCAAAAGACUCUAAAAAAGGUAAUUACAAUAAAACAUAAGUAGAUUGAUGCCAACAUUUUUAACCUUUUUGCGGGGCAUGUGCACUGUACAACUUAAAAUUUUACUUAAGAUUCUAAUAGACCUUCUUUUUGAUUAAGAAUUAUUUGUUUAGCUAAAAAUAAUUUGAGUUACAGUUACUUGAAAUUUGCAAAAUUAUUAAUUUUUCAUAAAUUUUUUAUUUUAUCAUAUACUUAUUACUUAUUUUUAUACUUUAAAUAAAAUAAAAAAUUGUGUAGGAUUGUAAUUUCCUCCAAAGUGGAUGUGUUUCAGUCUAAUUAAUUUAAUAUUAAAUAUCUAAAUUUAAAUAUUAUUUAAUAAUAAAUACAUUUGACGAGUUUUCAGCCAUUUUCUCUUCCAUUUUUGUUUUUUGUUCAUGUUUUGUCUUCUUCCUUAUUAAUGGGAUACAUUAAAUUGAAGUAGAAUAAAUUAGAAUAAAUGAUAAUGUUAAUAGGAGAAAAAGUUAAAAUUAAUAUUAUGUUGUACUGUAAUUACUAAUUCAUAUAUAAUUGAUAAAUAUAACAUUUUAUAAUUUACUUUAUAUCAAUUUGGUAACACUAGGUAUUAGUAUUCAACUGUUUCUUUAUAUUAUUAGAUGAUGAUAAUUUGUGGUUUAAUAUAUUGUAUGUAUAAUAAAUUUAUUAAGUAGACUAUCUACCACAUGGGUUUCUUAAAAACUGUAUACAGGAUAAGUAUUACUAUAUAGAUAGUGAUGAUAUUAAUAGUACAAAUAUACAAUUUAUAUUUGUACAAAAUUUAAGUAAUUUAAAAUAUAGUGAUCAUAAAUAAAAUUGUAUUAACUCUAUAGAAAACUGUUGAAGUUUUUACUAAGUUGACUAUUUUAAUUAAUAUUUUGACUUGGAAACAAGUCUAUUUUGAAGUUAAUGUAAAUUAGUUUAUUAAAAACAGAUUUACUCUGAUUUUAUAGACUAUCUCUUAAGUUUGAUCUAAACCUAAAUUAUCGUGUUUUUUGUAUGACUAACUAUUUUGAAACUAUAUCCAUACUUAACUAGUAGUAUACUACUAGUAGUUUACUUAUAGUAGUCUUAAUUUUGAAAUUUUAGGUUUAGAUAUGUGCUGAUAAAAUUAAAAAUCUAAAAAAAAAAAAAUUGAGGUUUAAGCCACAAUUUUAAUGAAUUUUUGAACUUAUAGAUAAGAAAUCCAUGCCUAUUUUUCUUUUGUGUGUUAGUCAAUUCAAUUUCGAUAAUAGCAUAUUAUAAUUUGACUUCAUUGUAUAGUUAUUUAAUUUAAUUUAACUAAAUAUAUUUCCUCAAUAGACAACUGGGAUACUUUUCCUUCUCCUGAAGACUGGGAUAAUGAAGAGUACACUGGGUCAUUGGCUGACACUAAAGUAUUUACACCUAGUGGUGGUACUGAGUCUAUUAUUGUAAAUAAUGAAGUUCUAGAAACUAAGCCAAAUGAAAAUGCAUAUUUAGAAUUAAAUGACUGGAAUGAUGCGGUUCAAGCACCCAACCCGCCAGUAACAACUAUAAAUAAUGUAAUGAUUAUAAUAUUUAUAAUAAAUUCGAAAAAAGUUGAGUAUUUUGUAUAUCUAAUUGUAUUUGUUAGAAUCCAGCUUCUGAGAAACUUGCUUCAGUAACCAAAACAAAACUGACACCAGAACAAUCACAGUACUUGUCUUCAUUGACUCAAGAGAGCCAAUUAAAAAAAGGAACUACUCAACCCCAACCAAGUGUUAAUACUUUCAAUUCUCAUCCUCCAGGUAAACAUAUAAUAUUAAUGUAAUUAAAUGAAAAUUGAAUGCAUUUUUUUUUAUGUGUGCUUAGUGGAAUUCGUUUCUUCACCUUUUGAAGAAAAUUCAAUGGGCCCGGGAAAAAAACCAACCUUGCGUGCUCGUAUACCUCCACCUUCCAAGAUACCACUAAGUGCUGUUGAAAUGCCACCUGAUGAUUCAAGUGUUAAUAUCAACUUCUUAGAUGUUUCGUUUGGUGCUGUAGACCUUUCUGGUGAGGUGACACAACAAUGUGGUGACUCACAGGAUCAAAAUCCUUUGCCACCUGUUAAAUAUGAUGAUUCGGUUGCUCAGAAAGUAGAUUCUGUGCUUACACAGACUGAAUAUUCAGCAAUUGCUAAUCAAGUUGUAGUCCAGAAUCAAAGAACUCCUCAGGUAGUAAAUCAGCCACCUCAAACAACAACAAAAAUAGGACCGCCUCCUGGUGUUCCUCCUCCUGCAGACUACUUAACUAAACAAAAUACUGCAGCCACUAAUCCUUAUCAAAAUGUAAAUACUAUUAAUUCAGGCCAACCUACAUCAAUGUACAAUUCUUCCGUAUAUUCAACUAAUCCACAAGUAUGUAAAUUUAAAAUUUAUCUAUAUUAUCUAUAAUAAAUUAAUGAUUGCCCAAUUGUUUAAAUAUUGAAUUAAACUCAAAAUCUUAGUUCAAUUGUUUAAUUUGAUUUUUAAUUUAUACAUGAUCUGAUGAAAAGUAAUUAAUCUAAAUAAUCUUUCUAAUCAUUUGUUUUAAAUUGUAUUAUUCAUUUUUACCAAUACUAUACAAAAUUUGAGAGAAUAGUUAAUGCUGUUUAAAAAAAUUGUAUGUGGCUAACCAAUAAGGGCUGGGUGAAGGACAUAAAUGUAAAAGGAAAGUUAUAGAUUUAAUUGUGUGACCUUAAUUUAAGUUACAUACAGAAUAAGAAACUACAGUUUGUCAAUGUAUCAUACAGUCAAUGGACAAAUUGGACUUUAUUUAGACAACUGUCUAGCUAAUUAUUAUUUAAAUGAUAUGAUAUGUACACAAUAUUUCUUUUUUGAGUUAUGCUAAAUUUAUGAACUUAUUUUACUUUGAUAGCACAAAUUAAGAAUUACCUUGUGGAUUUUGUGGACCUUGAGAAAUUAGUUAAGACAUUUUAUUUGUACACACACUUCUAUAUUUUUAAUAAAAGUGAUUAAGUAUUCAUAAAAUAGUAAUACUAAAUCAAAUUGUCUACUAUUAGAGAGUGACAUCACUGCAGUGUUGUUAGAUUAUAAACCACACCAUUCUGCGGCCCAAAUAAUUAUCAAGACUAGUAAAGAAACAAUAUAGGGUUCUAUUGCAUUUAACAGGAAAAUAUUUAUUUUUAGUUAAUUCACAAUAUUGUUGAUGUUAGAUAGACCUAUUAUUACCUAUUUUGGAAAAUUAUUUAGUUAACACAAUAUUUAUUUUAGGGAAUUUCCAGCCAUUCAAGUUUAUAUGGUGCAACGGCAUCCAAUAUUGGUGUAAAUACCUCUAAUCCCCACAUUCCUCAAUUGUCUCAAUCAAGCCACUCAAUAUUAAAUGCCAACUACCAACAAACGGCUGCACAACCACCGUUUCCAUCAUACUCUUACCCAAAUCCAGCCCAUUCAUAUCAAGCAUCUGGACUUACCUAUCCUAUUGUGUCAGCUGGCAAUAUAGCAUCAAUGUAUACACCAUCUUCAUAUUCCAACUAUAAUAUUCAUCAAAAUUUACACCAGACAGGCAAUACAACUAAUUUGUCAAAGUCUACAGCUUCAUUGACUUCAACAACAAAUUCUACUAAAGACAGUCUGGUAAAUAAUAAUGGUAAAUAAAUUGAUGUUUUGUUUGUUACUUUUUUUUUUUUUAUAUUUGUCAUUAGUAUGAACAAUCUCAACCUUCAAGUAACCCUCUUACAUCAAAUGCUAGUUCAAGUGGUAAUAAUAUAAGUGGUACAACAUCAAGCAUUGGGCUCGCACAGAGUACUUUAUUGACUUCCAAAUCCACCACACCGACAAGUAAUUAUUUUGUUUAAAAUGAAAAUAGAAUUUCUUAGCUGUACUAUUUUUAUAAGUUAUAAAUUGGGUUUAAUAUAAUUGAGUUUAAUGUUCAUUUGCUGCAUAUCAAAAUUAGCUAGUUUAUAAAAAGAAAAAGUUUUAAAUACAAUACUCGUGUUCAAUUUAGCUUAGCAUACUUGUAUCUUUAUGCUAUACCUAAAAGUUACUUAAUUUACUGUAAAUAUUACAGGCUAUGAACAAAAAUUAUAUUAUAUUUGGGUUUAUGUUUCUUCUUUUUUUUCAUAUAAAUUGAAUUAAGUAAAAUACUGAUUAUAUUUCUGAAAAAUUAUUUUCAUUGGUGGAAAGUGUACAUUCAUUUAACACUGGUUCUGUUAGUAAUUUUUGAAUUUUAAUACUUUUUGAUACAUAUAAUACAAAUCUAUAACACUUCUUGGUAUAUUAUAUUGUUUGUUUUUUGAUUAAGUUCAUAAAUGUAUAAAUUAUUUUUUUAAACUUACUCAAGAAUAUAUGACUGGUCUAAAAUCAGUCUGCCACUGUGCUCCACAAAUAUUAGUCAGUUUUUCCAACAAUUUUGUUUCUGAUUUUUCUAAAUUAUUGUGAAAACCCCUUGAAAAAUCAUGAAAUGAUUCAAAAUCCAAAAUGCAACAAAAAUAGUCCCUUUUUAUUUAUUGAUUGGAUCAAGAUAUCUGAUUAAAAAAAAAGUUGUUAAUAGACAAAAAAAAUAAAAUGAAAGUAACAAACAUUGUUAUUUGUUUACUCUGGUAAACACUGGGAAAAUUAAAAAUGGAAUUUUGUAGCAACCAUAAAUUAUUGAUUGUUAUUUUGAUCUUUAUAACUAAUUCAUUCUAAUUUUAAAAAUUUAAAAUACAUUUAAUAGACUAAAGAAUAUUUAUUUAAAAUUAUGUGUAUUAUAAUUUUUUAAAAAUAGCAUUUUUAGAAUAAAAAUAUUGGUUGCAUAACUUUAACCUUAAUUAAUUUUGGUUUUUUUUUUAGCAAAUAAAAGUGGUGUAUUAUCGGGUAUGCCUCCCGGGGUUGCACCUCUUGUUGGUGCUCAGUAUAUAUUGAGCCAACAGGGUAUUCCAGGAUAUUAUCAUCAAUCUCAUCCUGUAAUGUACAGUGAAGAACAUGUACAAAUGGUUCAAUCACGGUUACCUCACCAUAUGGUAAAAUAAAAAUUAUAUAAUAAAAAAAUCAGUACUAACAUUUUUAAUUUUACACUGUAACUUUUAGACUAAUUUUUACUCACCUGAUCCAAUGUAUCCUAAUGUAUCCACCAGUCUCACUGGUAGAGAAACCGCUGGAUCUGGUAUUUCCAAUGUUGCCGGGUACUCUUCCCUAACAGAUUCACGUUUUGCACGUUCAGACAAUAAUGCCUCACCUGUUCCAUCUACUUUAUCGCAACAGGUAAUUUAAUAUCAUAAUAACAUUAUAAAUAUACAUUUGUUAUAUAUUAAAUAAUGAAUUAUUUAUAAUAAUUGUGCUAAUAAUACAGGUUAUGAGGAUAGUAUACCUGCAUGUGCUUUUUCCAUUUUACAUCCGCGCAAUGUAGUAAAUUUUUAUUCAGUAGAGAAAAUUCUGUGCUGUUAGUUUAAUUUUAGAGCGAAUUAACCUAUUACUGUACUUAAAGAAUUUUUGGACUUUUGUUUUUGGUUUUUUUUUUUUUUUUUGUGUUAUUUUAAUUCUUAAAUGAAAUGUUACCAUUUUUAUAUUGUGACAUUUCAAUCAUAUCCCGCUUAAAAAAUUUAAAGUUAUGAAAAAAAAAAACAUGAUAACACCACAUAUUCUUAUCCAAAUUUGAUAAUAAAUUAAUUUACUCUUAAUAUUAAAAACUUACAACACAGAAUUGUCCCUGAUGAACAAAAUUUAUUAUGUUUUGAUAUUACAUUUACAAAUUAGGAUCUAUCUUCAUUUUUUUAUAUUAGAAAUUGUACAAUCUAUAUUAACAAACACAGUGAGUAAAUGUGGUAACAUGCAUAACAAAACAAUAUAAAUAUAAAUGACAGAAUGGCAUAAGGGCGACCAUCCAAUAAAUAGAACCUUUCAGAGUUACAGUAAAGAUGGUUGAUUUUUUUUUUUUUUUUUUUUUUUUUUUAUAUCAUAUAAAAGAACUCGACACCAGCUCCUUUUGAGGCUUGUCAGGUAGUGUAAGUGAGGAUAGGUGGAAUAUAAGAUAAUUUCUGUAUUGCUGAUGUUGCUGUAAUUUUUUGUGUAAUUUAAUAUUGUUUGGUAUUGUUCAACAGUUUGGAUUUUUAAGUCCUUGUGGAGUGCAUUAUUUGUGAAAUACUAUGCAGAGGCUAUGAGACAGGGAUAUAGAUUGGAAUGCUUGAAUGGUUUGUAUUUGGGACAGUUUAGUACUUCCCCAGAUUUGUGAACCUUAAGUCCAGACGGUGCUUAAAGAUAUUUAUAUAUUGUUAAUUUCGAAUUUAUUGAAUGUUUGGACUUAAAUAUUGGAUAAAGUAUGUGUAGGCGAUUAUUGAAUAAUUUGCGUUUGGAUUUUAGCUGGAGCCCCAUGUUAAUCUUCUGUCGAUUAUGAUCCAUUGAUAUUUUACUAGUGGUGUAUUUAGGAUUGUAUCUAAGAUCUAUCUUUAUUUAAAAAUGGUACAAAAUUGCUGGUAGAAAAGUAGUUCACAGAUAAAAUAAACAUCAAUAGUAAAACCAAUACAUUUUCUCGCUCUGCUCAGAAUCUAAAAAUUAAAAAAGUAAUAUUGAGUUUGUAUUUUUGUUGGAAUUUUGUGAGAGGGAAAAAUACUUAAGAAGAGUUAAUUAUAUAUCCUAAUGUUCAAUUUUAAUUUUAAGUAUGUUUUGGUUUGUUGUUGAUUUUUGAUUACUCAUUUGACACUAAAUACAAAUUUGGAAUUUUCAAAAAUAAUACCAUAAUUGUUUUAGUUUCUAAACUUAACCGGAUCUCUAGAAGUAUGUCUAAUUUUCCCCACCACUUAUUUAUUGGUCUAAAAGCAGCUUGAACACUAUUCAAUGAAAUCUUUAGAUCUUAAUGAUUAUUGAGUGCAGACAAAUUCACUUUUAUAUGUUCUUAAAUUUUGGAAUUGUUACUAUACAAGUUAGGAUAUAAAGAUGAUCCCCCUUUAAUUUAAUUUUUAAUUCAAUCUGUUGAAAAAAUAUUUGUUUUACUCAUAAGAAGCUUAAGCUAUUUCAAUGUUUGUUUGUCACAUUGUUUAUUUUUAAUUGAAUUGCCUCAAAUAAACAGAAAUGAAAAUAACAAACUGUUGUUGUUUCUUUAAUUUUCUUGUUAACAAAUAAUUUUUACUGAUUAUUAAAAUAACUUAAAAAAAAAAAAUAAAAAAAAAGGCUCUGACAAUGUUCGGUUUUAUAAAGAUAGUGUUAUCAAAGCAAGAUUUCUGGUAGAAAUGUUGUUCAAACACAAAAUAAAAAAUAUAUUGUGAACCCAAUUUCUUUUUGGGUUAGGUGUGCAUUGAAUCUAAAUCAUUUUCUAUUAAUACAAUUAUUUUUAAAUAUCUUGUUACUUUUUAAAUUUUUCUAUCUACUCUUAUUAAUAGCCUAAGUAAAAAAUUCUAACAAAAAAAAAACUAAUAAUAUACAUAGUAUUUAUAGUACAAUAGUAUUUACAAAAAUCAAAGAAAUUACAUUUUGUCAACUAAUUUUUUUUUUUUUUUUUAUUGAAAAAUUUACAACCUAUACAUAUUUUGCACAAUAAGUAAAUGUGAGGAAGGAACAAAUUAAUUUUCAUUUGAUGACACUAAACAGGAAGCCAUCCAAUGAUAGAAUCCAACAAUUAAAAUUGAAUGUUGUAGAUUGUAGAUUGUUGUUGAUUAGUUCUUUUUUUUCAGUCACAUGAGUUUUGUUAUUUUUUAAUGUUAAAUAUUUAUGUAGCCUGUGUAUUUAAAUGACUUAUUUGCUGAAAUAAUAAAUAAUAAAUUUAAAAAAAUGAAUUUUAUUAAUCUUAUUUUAAAAUUUUUUGUUUAGUCUGGAACUUUGGCUCAUCAACAAACAUUGUUAAAUCCAGCGUUAACUCCCAGUUACACCUAUUAUUAUGGUCAAUCUGUGAUACCUGCUAAUCCCUUCCAAUAUGGUACUGUGUAUCCAGUAAGUUAUCAAUUUAUUUUAUAACUGUUAUGUUUUUUUUAAAAAAAUUCCAUUGAGUAUAUGACUUGCUUUUUUUUAGAUUAGGUAUGCUUUAAUAAUUGAUUAUUAAAUGAUGAUUGAGUACCUAAUUAAUUAAAAUUAGUUAUUACUACAUAAAUUGCAUAUUUUUUAUGUUUAAAUGUUCAAUAUAAAUUACAGUACUUAUUUUAUAUUGUAAUUCUCAUAUGCUGAAUUAUACAUUUUCCUCUAAAAAACAUAAUUUUCUGUUAAAUAAAGUAAAAGGUAGAAAAAUGAUUGUUCUUACAUUUUUUUUUUUUUCAAUAUACAAGGAUAGAGUUAUACUAUAUUUUAAAAUAUAUAUGUAUAUAUAUAUAUAUAUAUAUAUAUAUAUGUUUUAUGAAUUUUAAUCUUAACUUAUUGGGCAUAGAUAAAUAAAUUAAUCUUAUUAAAAAUGUAUUAAUUUAUUAUUAUUAAACAAAUUGUGAAAUUAAUUAUAUCAAUGUAGCUACAAUAUAGAAUUGAGUUUCCUAAAAGAUAAUCGAUAAUUUUUUUUUUUUUUGCAGACACUCUAAUUCUAUUGUUAAAGUUUAAUGUCAAAUGGAUUAAUUUCAAUAAAUACUUGAAAGAAAUUGAAUUUCCAUUUUUAGUUUUAUUUUUUUAAUUUUAAGGAUUUUUAAACAUGCGCUACUGUCAUUAGUGACAGUAGACUGUGAUUUGUGACAUUAUUUUUUAAAAAUAAAUUAAAAUUUAAGAAAUGUUGAUUUUUAUUUAUUGAAUUAACUCUAUUAAUAAAUAACAUUUGAUUAUAUAAAACAAAUUGUAUAAUUUUAAUAAAAUAUUCAAUAAAGAAAAUAAAUGUAUAUUAUUUUAUUUUAUUUAACUUCCAUUACUUAUAAAAGAUAUAAAAACUUAAUUUAAAAGUAAUAUCUUUUUUACAUCCGUAUGCCAUUGCAGUCAAUUUUUACUAUUAAAUUGAUUUUAUGAAAUUAUUAUUUUAAUUAUAUUUAAUAUUUAUUUUUUCUAAAUCUCCUUUAUUAAUGGAAUACUUUUAGUAACAAAUUAUUUGUAUUCUGAUAGCCUAUUAUCAUAUUAUUUGCAAAUAAUUUCAAAUUCGAGGUUAAUAAUUAUAUGCAAUUUAUGUUGUUGAUAAAUAAUUACCCAAACAGAAAAUCUAUUCUAGAUAAAUUUAAAUAUUAAUGUUGUGUAAUACUUUGAUCUCAUUUAUUUAUUAUGUUAAAAUAAUAUAGAACUUAACAAUAAGUGAUUAGUUAUUUUAAUUGAGCAUUUCAUCAUCAUACUAUUAUCAUUAAAUACAGUUAGUAUUUUAAUUGGAAUGGUUAAUGUACAAGUAUAAAAUUUGAGGAUAUAAUUAUAUAUAUUAUAUACAUUUGAAGUCAAUGUUUUACCCUAUUUUGUAGGUAACAGUAACUUAAACAUUUUCUUAUUUUAUUAGUUUUAUUUUAGGUAAUAUUCAUAAUUAAGUAAAUUGCUGAUCUAUUAUUUAUAUUUAUAAAUACAAAUAUAUAUGUUAAGUAUUUCUAUACCUAUAUUCAUAUGUUAAAUGUAAUGUAGAAAAUCUGGGCAUUUUUGGGCAGCACAAAUUAUUUGUUAUAAAAAUGUUUAUAAUUCAUACACUGUUUAUUUAUGUAAAGACUUAUCACAGGCAAUGUUAAUUAAAAAAAAAAAUUUGAAUCUAGAAAAAAUUGAUUACAUAUUAUCUGAUUUUCUACUUUUCUCUAAACAUAAUUGAUUUUUUUUAAUAUCUAAAUGUUAAUAAUUGAAUAAAAUUUAUAUAUACUUACAGUGUCCCGUGUUCGAUUUUUCUAAAGUUCUUAAUGUUUUAUUUUAAAAUUUUUUUUUUUCACCAGCCUUUUCUUUGAGUGGGACAUAUAUUUAGAUAACAAUUAAAUAUAUAAUUUUCAUCUCCUAAUCAUUAAAAAUAAAAAUAAUUAUAACUUUAUUUAUUCAUUUAUCAUUUUCAAAAUUUUGUUAAUGAUUUCUAAAAAUUUGAAUGUAUCAUUCAUACCUUAGUCAUACAUUUUUAGUUAUAGUCAAUUUAAUUUCUUAAUAUUUUCAAUUUAUGACUCAAUAAAUCAAGUUAUUCCUAAAUGUGUUAUGCAGUAGUCUUGUUUUCACAUUUUUUCUCGAGAAGUUAAAACUGCUGUUUCUAAGAAACUAUUGAUAAUAUAUGAAUGUAUGUUACAUUCAAAUUUUUAGAAUCAUAUUAUAUUUUUAUAAAAUGCCUUUUUUAAAAACUUUGUUAAAUGAAUAAAUAAAAGUAAUUUUUUUUAAAAGAUUAGGGUUGAAAAAAAAAUCAAAUUUUUUCCUAGACGGAUUGCUCUCAAAACAGCCGUUUGAAAAAAAUAAAACAAUUAUUAACAUCUUUAAAAAAAAAUACAUUGAACAUGAUGGGACAUUGUGUAUUACAUUUAUUAAAAUUCUAAUUCAAAAUCAACUACUGAAAAUGUAAAAUUCUAAUUUCCUAAUUCUAUUCUGGAUGUAUCAAAUUAAAACAUAGUAUAAGUGUUUUGUUUUUAAAUUGCUGUAGUGUAUUUUAUUAUCAAUUUAAAUCAAUUUCCUUUUAACUAUCAAAUAGCCAAAUAGAUAGGUUUAUAUAUAACACUUAUAUUAUAUUUGAAUGUACAUUAUUUUGUUCAAAUUUUCUUUUAAAUAGAAUUUAUAAAUAUGACAACAGUUUUUAGUGUUUUUGUUUUUAUUUUGUAGUAAAAAUAGUAGAUUUGAAAAAUGUAUAAUGUAUAUUUAGUGAAUAUACUUAAUAAUAAUAUAUAAUAUUUAAUAAUUUUAAUAAUUUACCAUCUACUUACCAAGUAAUAAAUUAUUAACUUAAAAUAUAUUUAUUAACACAUUUUAAGGUUCAAUUCUAAGAAAAAGAUUUAAGAUGUAAAUAAGGGUGUGUAUUAUAAAAUCACCACUUUAAUUUUAUUGCAACUUCGGUUCUUAAGCAUAUUUCUGUAUGAUUUUUUCUUUUUUUCUUUUUGUUAGAUCUAUUGCUACACAGCGGACGAACAAAAUACUUGAUGAAUGUUUAAUCAUCCAAAUCACCUUAUCCGGUUUCAAAUUAUUUCGUCAUCCUUUUCCUUAGUUUUAGUUGUAAACAAUUUGAAUCAAAAAAUUCUCAGGUUUUGGGGGAGCAAAUACAUCAUUCAAUCCUUUUUUGUAAAAACAAUAAAUGUAUAUAAUAUAUGUAGAUAUGUGUACGUGUAUAUGUGUAUAUGUUAAAAUGUAUGUACGUAUACACAUACACACAUACAGUCACAUAUACAUAUACACCCACAUAUUUAUAUGUGCCAUCCAUGUAAUUUUUCUUCUAAAAAAAAAGAGAGGACUUUUUUCUUCUAAAAAAGUAAAAAAAAAAAAAAAAAAAAAUAAUAAAACUUAUGAAUGUUUAUUUUAAUAUAUAAAAUAAAUAAAUAAUAAAAUGAACACUGAAAAAACACACCGACGCGGUUCGUUAUCAGAUGGCGCCAGCUGCAAGUGCAACCAGUCACGGUACAGGGGCUACCAACAGUAUGUCCGGUUACAAUAAGUCUGCAGCAGCACCUGCAGGAUAUAACAAUGUAUAUGAAACUCUUGGUUCGUCUUCAGUCGCUGGGUCAUCCAAUGAUUAUGGAAGUGCGACAAAAGUUGGUGUAGCCGGACAGCAGACUUCUCAAGCUCCUCAAGGCAAGACAAAUAAUUCUGAUCUUGCUGUCAUGUAUUCUAGCAAGUCAACACUAAAUAAAGUCAGUGUAAGUAUAUUUUUGAGUUUUUGUUAUUAAACUAAAAUUCAAAUGAAUUUUUAUUUUUAGCCUUAUGACAAACAACAGCAGUCAUUUCAGUCCCCACCACCAUUUUCUGUGUCUUUAAACAAUGGUGGAGUAGGUGGUCAUCAUAGUGGUGGAAGUUAUGCUCCAGUAUUCAUUUCACCAAUUCCUCCUGGCAAUCCACAGCCUCCAACCCACCAUCAUAUUCCACCAUUGCACCAUCAGGUUUAAAAAAAAUUUUAUAUUUUGUUAAUUAAUAUGUAUUAAAUUUAACAUUACAAAUAUUUUGUAUUUUCUGUUAUUAGAUUGAUAUGAGAGUUCAGAGCAGGCAAGGGGUAAGUAAAGAAAUAAAAAUGCUGAAAAAAAGUCAAAAUUAAUAAUUAUAAAAUUAAAAAUUUUAGCAAGAAUUAAGCAAUGGAACAGGUAACAUGAGCCGUAACCAAGUUGUAAAUCCUACAGCUAGUAAGGUGAAUGUUAAGCAAAAUUAUAACCAAGGCGCCACACCCUAUUGGAACUCCAACUGACUUAAGGGUCAAGUCCGUAUUUACAAUUUGACAACCUGUCCUUAGGAGUCAAUGAACAUUACUCAUUGAGAAAAUGGUAAUCAUACAGACGUGUCAUUUUCUUCUUUCAUACCAUAAAUCUUUUCGUUUACUCAAUAGUAUCACAGAUUUCACUUUAUUUUCCUGAAUAAUGUUUCAUUUGUUCAUUAGAUCAGGGGUAAUAAUUUAUUAUUAUUAUUA
Cinara cedri is the source of this 18581-nucleotide messenger RNA. Lineage: Eukaryota; Metazoa; Arthropoda; Insecta; Hemiptera; Aphididae. The record is from the annotation of a GenBank genome assembly.